Molecule: messenger RNA, 2736 nt
Organism: Letharia columbiana
Lineage: Eukaryota; Fungi; Ascomycota; Lecanoromycetes; Lecanorales; Parmeliaceae
Exons: 4
Coding region: 1-2736 (911 amino acids)
Source: RefSeq, a predicted model, not a curated record
AUGUUUGAUUCAGCAAGGUCAUCCACAAAGUCAGUUUGCUAUGCAUUAUCGUCGACGGGAACUUGCAAAAAGCAUCCGGAUGCGAUCUUGGAGGCAGUAUCGAAAUGGGAUAUCUGUAGACUGUCUGACGCAAGAAUUUUGCGUAUUAUCCGGGCAUUCAUUCUGCUCAUGCUACCUGUAGGCGAAAAUAGGCGGAAAUGGGCAGAGGCGCGGGUCGCCCUCACCUCACCAGCGGCUCAGUUAGCGCGAGAAACUGACUGCCAAGCUUGGCAUCACGAUGUCAUCCCGACCCCCACUGACGUAUUUCAACUUUUCUUAUCCCCCAUCAGUCAAGAAGUAGCUUUACAAGUGAUGAUGGUGGGGGGGAUCGCUCUCUUUUCCUCCCUGGUAACUUUCUCAAUGGCUCUCUCCCAAGUCAUGAAACGUCCCAGAAAGCUGCUACAGGACAGCAGUCAGACACUAUGCCGAGCUCUAGGUCUCAAUGUCAUAUUUUCUUUCUUUGUGUUUCUGCGUCACAAAACAGUGGGAAAAGGAUACACCGAGCCGACCAAGAUCGCCAUACGUAGGAGCCGGACGACAGCUUUACUGCGAGCUCUGAUCCAUAUCGUCCCGGUGGGUGUGGCCUUGUGGGAGAUCGUGUUGAACUGGAACACCUACUUCGUGGGAUAUGCUAUCUACAAUCAGGCUUACUAUCAGUUUGGAGCUAAAAUACACGAAAUAGCUAUCGAGGCGUCGCUAUCCGCUGUCAUCUUCUCGUACGUGAGAUACGAGUUGAUGCUUGGGGAUGGUAUACCGUUCGGCGCACUUUUUUCCGGCCUUCAAGUCUCGCAAGCUAGUUACCUCUGGUCUAUGGAGUUCUGGGGCACCGUUUGCUCGAAAAAUAUCUCUUUGAAAAGCAAACUACGUCUAUUGGUCGUGGUUACUGCAUCAGUCUUUCUUGCCGCUGUUGCCGGACCGUCAAGUGCUAUCCUUCUUGUCCCCAGAUUGGAUUACUGGCCAGCUGGAAGUACUCACAUUUGGAUCAACGUAACCUCUGAUAGCCUUUGGCCAAGUCGCACUAAUGCUUCUGUCGUGCCGAAGCAAUGCCUGAAUGCAAAUAUCUCGGAUAUCUACACUUUUGCAUGUCCUUUUCAUGGAUGGGAAGCGGUCCAGAACUUUAUCUACACUACCGUCCACACUCUAGAACCCAAGUAUGAGACUUUGAUUGGAUUGGUCGGUAGCCCUGACUGGGUAGGAGUGCCAGGCCAUGGUUCGCAGCGGCGUCUUACAUUCGGCAGCGGGUAUAUUCUACCAGAAGGUAAUGGUCCGGGCCUAGUUAUGGCAACUACACAACAAUCAGUGAUUGCAGAUGCUUUGACUGAAACUGGAGAGCUCUGGGCCGACGUGGUAUCUAACGUCUCCACGAGCGGACACGGCAGCAUUUUACGACAACAAGAUGCAGCACACGCCAUCAGUAACGAUUACUAUCAACCCUACACUAUAGCUUCAUGUAUGACCGACGUAAUCCGUGGUCCAAAUGAUGAUAGUGCGGUUGCUUUUCCAACUUCUCUGGGGGGUCAGCCAAACUUGAUGUUAAAUCAAGCCGAAUACAACGAUUCAAGGUUGGGCAUCUAUGCAUUUGUGUACCCUGGCAUUACAAAAAAUCAAAUCCUUGGUACCCCUGGGCCCCUCGAAGAGAGUCGGCUCAAAUGGGUCGAAUUACCGCAAGACUCCUUCAAUGGCUCUGCAAUCGGGGCUGUCAUUUUACUUCCUGGGUCAACCGUGAACUCGACCCAAGAGGUUCUAAUUUGCAACCUUGGCGCCGGUUGGGGUUCUUCCUUCAUAAAGACCUCGUCAUUUGCUGGCGGUACAUCUUUCACGACAAGUGUUAUCGACCCGUCUGCCAUUGACCCAACACCACUCAAUCAAGACGCUCCUCAUUACAACAUAGAACCCAGAGAUGAGAAUCUAGCUGCUGGCAGUGUUGUCUAUUAUAUUCCGCCUUUUUUUCCUGAAAAGCCGAUUACAGUUACCGAGGCUUGGGCAAACUAUCUGAAUCCUUUCGUACCAGCCUUAAACACAAACGUGAUCGAUGCGCUUAUGUCUACUAAUUUACCUGCCAGAGAGCUGAGUUCCAAACAACAAGUAACAACAGCGGAAUGGGCGUUAGCUGGGCUUCUAGCCAACGGUCUCGCAAGCAUUGGGGCCACCAGUACACUUCAGGGAAAUCUCAAAACGAUCGUGAAAUCUGACGGUUCAAGCGAAUGGGAUGGAAACUACUGGUUCUCCGGUAAGGGGGACAUAUUUGUCGUUGACCCAGAGGAAAGCAAAGACUGGGUGAAGCUCCGCGUCGAUUCUACGAUCAACGGUUAUGCCUACAAUAUCCGUGGUGCAUCGCCGAAAGUUGCGAUCUCCUUUCUACUUACCUAUUGUAUCACUGCUCUCAGUCUCGUUUUAUAUGCCGGAAUCUCUGGUAUCUCUUCCACCUGCUGGGACUCCAUUGGCGAAGUGACAGCACUAGCCAUGAACUCCACCCCCACCACUCUCCUGAAGAACACCUGCGCUGGUAUCAUGGAACUGAAUAUCUUCAAACUCCCAGUUCGCGUCUUGGCGAUUCGUGAUGACGAGGGGGACGGCGAGCACUUGGAACUUGUGUUCGGCAAUGUGGACGAGAAGGAUGUGAGAGGGACGCCUAUCAAGCCGAAUAGGGUGUAUGGGACGCUGCCCAAGAUGGCGAAAGAGGUGAAGAGCGAGUGA